AUGCCCGCUCUCCGGUCUUCGAGUCAAGACUAUGCUGGUCAUUCGUCCAACGAUGGCUCCGUCAUGCAAAUCAAACAAAGUUUAUCAAUGCCUCCAACGAAGAAGGCUGAUUGCAGGCGUAUGUCACAAUCUGGACCCCCAUCGAAGCGCAAUUCCCCGAGGACUCCCGCUGCAAAUAUUGCGCCAGCAGAGAUCCUGCUGGACAUCUUCUCCGUGCUGGCACCGCGGGACUUCGACAAUGCCCGACGGACAUGCUCACAGUGGAUGCGAGCCAGCUUGGACCGCAGGCUACUCGAGACCAUGUUGAAACGAGCAGGGUGGUGGGACGCAUGGUUACAAGAUUGCAGAACACCCUUAAUCACCAGUCGGCUGGAUGAAAGCGAGGUUUGGAGAAUGAGCCGACGGUUCGCAACAGAAUGUCUCCUCUCCGGGCGGAAGUUGGCUUCCGGGAAGACGGGAUUCUCGACUACCACCGUGGUGGACUUUUCCGGCCUCUCUGAAGUCGCAAAGAAGAAAUCUCGUGGUACCCGAUUUUAUCCUGUCUCCGAAAUGGAUGAGGGCAAAUCACGGGAGUUAUCGACUUUCACCGUCAGUGGCUGCAGCAACUACCUUCUCGUGACGACUGGCUGCAUGAUCGAUCUAUAUCGCCUUCUGGGUCGAAAGACCAGGCCAACGACUGCAUCAGAUGUCAAUGAUCUUGAUUUGGCGCCAAUCUCAAGUAUCUCAUGUCCAUUUAAUGUUCUUUCGGCCACCAUCGACACCAGCAAGCAUCAGUUCACCAUUGCUGCAUUGCUUUGCAACCGAAUGGGCAUGAUAUGCAACUUGGAUAUGACCACGCCCAAAGACCCAACACCAAAGGGUUCUUUGCUAACACUGAAACCGACGUCCCGCCACUUCUUCUACAAUAUCUGCACACCAGAAAAUCCACCGCGGACAGUAGCCAUCUGUCCCGGCCGCUCCCUCGUUGCCUUUGGCUGCGCCGCAGGCAUUGAAAUCCACAGCGUCAGUGAAACAAAACGCAACGACCAUCGCAAGCACUUCACUCUCCCUCAACCCUCGGAAAUUCUUCACUUCCUCCCCAGCAGCCCAGAAACACCCAGCGAGCUCCGUCUCAUAUCCUCGCUAUCUGGGCCAGGCUUCCACGAAUGCAAAUGUCCCCCUUCACCCUCACUCUCAUCUCCAACCCCAUCCACCUCUUCACCAAAACUCGACCCAAAGAACGGCCAAUUCCAUUUUCUAGCCGAUGUCCAAUCCUUCAGCCGCCGACGUAUCCCCCACGCCCCAUCUCGCUCUUUCGUCCGCGCAACACACUGCCACCACUACCGCGCCGUCCCAAUAAACGACGGCUUCCACAUCAUGUUCAUUGAGCCACGCACGAAUCUCCUAUGUAUUGGCACCAACGCUCCAAUCGGUGGGCCGACAAGCCUCACACGCGCAUUCGUCUGCAUCCCUCCACCAUCCGCGAGCCCUCGUCACAGACACAUCAGGACCCCACCUCCAUCGCCCUCUCUCUCAGCCAAAGCCCCUACUCCGGCAGAUACUCCAGUCCCAACAGUCUUUGCCGCUGGCUCCGAUGUCCGCUGGGGUCUGCGCGUCGUAGCAGCCUACGGCAACCGCCUCGUGCUAUACUCAGUUCCCUUGGACGUGUUCAAUGUAAUACGCAAAGAGCGCGAGUGCCAACGGGACGGAAUCAUGGGCGAUGGAGACCUUGUGCGUGACUGGUACACUGACCCAGAGCGGUCCAGCAAGCGCCAGGAGAGUCUAGUGCAGAACAAUAACGGGGACUGGGAGUUCCUGUUAUCUGUCUCUUACCGGCCUACUUCUAUGAUGUGGCCAUUCAAGAUCUAUGGUAAGGAGAUUGGGAGUGUCAAGGGGGUUGUCGAGCUUUCUUUGCAGUCUUCUGAGGGUGGACUGCGAGUUUGGGCUUUUGGGGAGGAUGGGAAAGCGUCUGUCUUGGAUGUCGAUACCGGUGAUGUUCCUACGCGGUCUGUCGGUGUUGGCUCUGAUGGGAAGCUGGAGGACCUUGGUAAUAUCCACAAGUCUGGGAUGAACCUUGGGCUGCAGGUUUCGAGGAAGCGGAAGUUCGAGGAGGAGAAGAGUGGGUUUGCAGGACGGUAUGGUGCUGGUCGCUAUUCUGCUGAUGGGGUAGAUGGGCUAAAGCCUUGUGCUGCUGGCGUUCAUGGUGUACAUCAGGAUCCUUCUGUUCGGCGUUCGUCUUUUGCGGCUUGCAUUAUAGACUUCAAGAUUCCCGAAUUGGGAAAUUGA
This is a messenger RNA of Penicillium bovifimosum, 2265 nucleotides long. RefSeq names its product F-box protein. The record is from RefSeq and is a predicted model, not a curated record. Lineage: Eukaryota; Fungi; Ascomycota; Eurotiomycetes; Eurotiales; Aspergillaceae. Gene Ontology annotation, molecular function: protein binding. The transcript has a single exon. The coding region runs from base 1 to 2265 and encodes 754 amino acids.